UUCGUCAGGUCUGGGAUCCAGACUAAGCCGUUUCUAUGAACAACGUGACGCUGCAACAAAAUCUUAACAGACUAGAGAUGUCGUGUGAAAACGGAAGAAAGAGCAUUAUGUAACACAUUUAGUAAGUUAAUCAAGCUUAUCACUUCCUCCGUACUAAUGAGCCCCGGUGGCGUCAGACGUGAACUCAUCACAUGCAGAAGCACGCGGAAGGAAACAUGGCCAAAUACUUCACUUGAGUUAAAAUUAGAUAACAAGGGCUGGCCAACAAUUGAACUUUGAACAUGCUGAACUGACAUCUGCUCGUGAGAAGUAAAACUGAGAGUGUGCAGAGCGUUGGCAUUGUAUCUCCAGUUUGUAUUGGUCAUCAUGGGGGUUGGACAGCGCAGGGGUCGGCCGGCUCGUCGCCACCGCCGCCGGCAUAAUCACCAUCACCAUCGUACCCAACAGUUUGGUCUACCAUGGUCUACCAGAGGCAGUGGUAGUGAUGCAAGACCACCCAUGCCACCUAGACUGCGGGCCCAAUUGUGGUCGGGCAUCAUAGUCAUCAUUUUUGGCAUGGUAACAGGGGUGAGCUUCCUCUGGUUUAGCAGCUCCGGCGGAUUGAACGUCAUUGCUUGGGCCGUUUGCCCCGUGAUCGGCUGUUCGAUGAUUUUCAUUGGGAUUUUCAGAAUUGUCAGAGCUUGUCAGAUGCGUAACCAAUUGGAGCUUGGAACGUCUCCAGGUGGGGAGAAUGAUAACGUAACAGCCAUCAACAUGGGUUCCCGGGUUCAAGUGGGACAGCAAGCAGGAGGUACAGUGUGGGCGACAGGCCAAAGCGGGGCGGCUGUUUUGCCUCAACAGGCCUAUGGAGCUGCAGGCGGGCAAAUGGGUUACCCAAGUGGACCGCAGACCAACGUAGGACAAGUACCUCCCCCCACUGGGCUACAGACCAACGCAGGACAAAUGGGUUACCCAAGUGGGCCACAGACCAAAGCAGAACAAGAGGCUCACCCCACUGGGCUACAGAUCAACACAGGACAUCCUGGACAAAUGGGUUACUCAUCUGGGCUACAAACCAACGCAGGACAAGUGGGUUACCCAACUGGGCUACAGACCAACGCAGGACAAGUGGGUUACCCAACUGGGCUACAGACCAACGCAGGACAAGUGGGAUACCCAACUGGGCUACAGACCAAUGCUAGACACGAUGGUUUUCCCACCGUGCCUCAGCCUCAAGCUGCUCAGCCCCGGUUCUUUCAGGUGCAACCAUCUGUCCAGCCAACAGAUCAUAUAUACCCGUAUGCACCAGAGAGCAGCGACGCACCACCUCCAUCAUACGAUGAAGCUGUACAAAUCGGAUCUGUUCCAUCUGACAAAUGAUUUUUGAAACACCAAAGUCAAAUUUCCGCAAUACCUCAGCCAAAAAUGCCAGGGUAAGACAACAGGGUGACAUAUUAUGUGCUUUUUAAAUUAAAAAAAAAUGUUUAACAAUGUUCAAAUUUCAUAUAAAAGGCGGUCUCUGGUCAGCAUGCGUGUCGGUUUUGAUCAUGAGCGUUCAAUUUUUUUUUCAAAUUUUCUGCGGUAGCUACGACAGCACCCUCUAUUGUCGCACUGCCUCAAACGUUCGUAUCAAGGAGCACCAAGGAAUAGGGAAGGGCACCAAAAAGCAAAAUAGUACCCACCUUGACUGUACAAUCCAAGCUU
This is a messenger RNA of Patiria miniata (bat star), 1683 nucleotides long. RefSeq names its product variant surface antigen E-like. The transcript has 3 exons. The coding region runs from base 367 to 1359 and encodes 330 amino acids. NCBI's taxonomy places the organism in Eukaryota, Metazoa, Echinodermata, Asteroidea, Valvatida, Asterinidae. The record is from RefSeq and is a predicted model, not a curated record.